AUGUGUCAGGAAACACAUUACAAGUACAACUGCAAUGAUAAACACACAAAAUGUAUUGGCGUGGAAAAGAAAUGCCACCUCUCCUGGGCACCCCAUGGGAAGGUCAAGAUGAUAAGAGGCUACAUCAACGGCCCCUGUGAGGACUGCUCACGCAUCUUCCUCGCCCACCCUGCUCGACAAACAUACACCAUCACCCCCGCCACCCCCGUUGUUUACACUCCCGCACUUUCACCUGCACCAGUCAUCGUCAAUCCCGCCCAGACCAUACUCAUUCCAGCACCCCAACCAGCACAAAUCAUCCCCACCCCACCUCCUCCACCACCAGUCCCCACCCUCCCACAACAAACUCCCGGCCCCGGAUCCGCAGGCGCGCCUCUCGAUGUCCCAAAGGGUUGGAUCACCACAGGUGGCUGGGAAUGGAUGAAGAGCAAAAAUUGCUAUGAGUAUGUGGCCCAUUACAAAAAGGAUCCAGCAGCUCCCGCCACCAACCGAAUCCCAGCGAACAAGCAAGGAUUUAAUACCAUUCAUGGGGCUGAUCCAGGACCGCUGCCACCUGGAUGGGGAGCGCAGACUAAUCCGUUCCCGGCGAAGAUAGGAUUCAAUACGGCUCAUGGCGCAGAUCCUGGACCGCCGCCGCCUGGAAUGGGAGGAGCGGCGCCCGUUCCGAUACCAGCAGCUGUCUCUGCCAUGUUUUCUGCUCUAAGUCCGGCUCCUGUUCUUACACCGGUCUUUGCUUCACCUCCACCUCCUUCUCAAUCGCAAUCCCAAACACAGCCACAACUGCAAACUCGAUCCCAACCUCAACCUCAAGCUUCAGAUCGACCACAAGUUCGCUUUGCAACCCCGGUUGUUAUAACUGCCGGUGCCAACGCAACAAGCAACAACCCCCCAGGAGCGGGAACAGCGGCACCACACGGCCCGGAUUCGAACUCCGGAAACUUGACAGAGACUUCAACUGAGACAUCGGGAUCGGAUACUGAAACUUUUACGACGGGAUCAAGUACUAGCACUGCUACCGUGUAA
This is a messenger RNA of Hyaloscypha bicolor E, 1023 nucleotides long. RefSeq lists its product as uncharacterized. Lineage: Eukaryota; Fungi; Ascomycota; Leotiomycetes; Helotiales; Hyaloscyphaceae. The record is from RefSeq and is a predicted model, not a curated record. The coding region runs from base 1 to 1023 and encodes 340 amino acids. The transcript has 2 exons.